This is a messenger RNA of Morus notabilis, 2004 nucleotides long. RefSeq names its product probable serine/threonine-protein kinase BSK3. Gene Ontology annotation, biological process: brassinosteroid mediated signaling pathway; protein phosphorylation. Gene Ontology annotation, molecular function: protein kinase activity; ATP binding; protein binding. The coding region runs from base 248 to 1723 and encodes 491 amino acids. The transcript has 11 exons. Lineage: Eukaryota; Viridiplantae; Streptophyta; Magnoliopsida; Rosales; Moraceae. The record is from RefSeq and is a predicted model, not a curated record.
UUUAUUUAUCUUCCUCUUCCUCUUCCUCUUCCUCUUCCUCUUCCCUCCCUCCUAUUUGUACCCUAUCUUCCUCCUCCAACUUUCUCUCCCCCCAAAACCCUCAAGGACUCUCCCCCAGAAAACUGGCUUGGAAAAUAAAUAAAAAAGAAAGCUUUUUCUAGAGAGAGAGAGAGAAGAGAGAGAGAGAAAGAGAGAGAGAGAGGCAAAGGUAAAAGCAAAAGCAAAGCGCAUUUUAGGUUGUUGAUUCAUGGGAGCUCGGUGCUCUAAGUUCUCCCUCUGCUUCUUUCCUUGUCAGAUUAAAUUCAAAUCCAGUCUCAACGACUCUUCAGAUUCCGAGAAUGGGAGCAAGAACGAGGAGUCGUUGCCUGGAUUCCGCGAGUUCAGCUUGGAGCAGCUGAGAGCGGCGACGUCGGGGUUUUCGCCGGAGAACAUUGUGUCGGAGCACGGAGAGAAAGCUCCGAACGUCGUCUACAGAGGCAAGCUCGAGGACGACCACUGGGUUGCCGUGAAGCGCUUCAACAAGUCUGCUUGGCCCGAUGCUCGCCAAUUUCUGGAUGAAGCCAAGACCGUGGGCCAGCUGCGAAGCGAGCGGUUGGCGAAUUUAAUCGGAUCUUGCUGCGACGGUGAUGAGAGGCUCCUCGUCGCCGAGUUCAUGCCCAAUGAGACUCUCUCUAAGCAUCUUUUCCAUUGGGAGACCCAGCCUAUGAAAUGGGCAAUGAGACUGCGAGUGGCUUUGUAUCUGGCGCAAGCGUUGGAAUAUUGCAGCAUCAAAGGGCGAGCAUUAUAUCAUGACCUUAAUGCUUAUCGAGUCUUGUUUGAUCAGGAUGGUAAUCCCAGACUCUCCUGCUUUGGUCUUAUGAAGAAUAGCAGAGACGGCAAGAGCUAUAGCACCAACUUAGCUUUCACACCUCCAGAAUACUUGAGGACAGGAAGAGUGACACCAGAAAGUGUGGUAUACAGUUUUGGCACCCUGUUGCUUGAUCUGCUAAGUGGAAAACACAUUCCACCUAGCCAUGCACUUGACCUAAUACGUGGUAAAAAUUUUUCAAUGCUGAUGGAUUCAUGCUUGGAAGGUCACUUUUCAAAUGAUGAUGGAACCGAAUUAGUGCGGUUAGCUUCACGAUGUUUGCAAUAUGAAUCUCGAGAUCGGCCAAAUGCCAAGUCGCUUGUGGUUGCUCUUACUCCUCUUCAGAAAGAAACAGAGGUUCCAUCGUAUGUUUUGUUGGGUGUUCCACAUGGAAAUGGGACUGCAAAGCAAAUUACAUUGUCACCUCUUGGUGAAGCUUGCUCAAGAUUGGAUCUUACAGCUAUACAUGAAAUAUUGGAAAAGGCUGGAUACAAGGACGAUGAAGGAGUUGCCAAUGAGCUUUCAUUCCAGAUGUGGACAAAUCAAAUUCAGGAGACGCUAAAUGCUAAGAAGCGUGGAGAUUCUGCAUUUCGAGCAAAAGACUUUGCAACUGCAAUCGAAGCUUAUACGAAAUUCAUUGACGGCGGGACUAUGAUAUCUCCGACUGCUUUUGCAAGGCGCUGCUUAUGUUACUUGAUGAAUGACAUGUCUCAAGAAGCUCUUGGAGAUGCUAUGCAAGCCCAAGUGGUGAACCCAGAGUGGCCCACUGCCUUCUAUCUUCAGGCAGCUGCCUUGAAGAGCCUGGGGAUGGAGAAUGACGCGCAGGAAACUCUAAAGGAUGGUGCAUCCUUGGAAGCCAAAAGAAAUAGAGACUGAAAAUCACCAAAAGGAUUAGUUGUUAGCAAUCCACAUGUUGGUCUUGGUGUAGCUUUCAAGUUUCAUUUAUCCAAAUUUCAGCAGCUUCUGCGUUGGCGAAUGCUGCAACACCUCUUUGGUUCUAUCCUCUACCAUUCUUGAAGCAUUAAUGCCAUAUGAUAUAAAUUGUGUGUUUGGCAUCAUAGAACGUCUCAAUCGGAUCAUUUCAUCAGUUUUUUAAUCAUAACUUGUUACUAGAGAGUUUUGAGAUGUUCAAUUUAUCUCAGGGUGCAAUAAACAUC